Limanda limanda (common dab) is the source of this 2241-nucleotide messenger RNA. It is a transcript of the gene sh3yl1, whose product is annotated as SH3 and SYLF domain containing 1. Gene Ontology annotation, cellular component: ruffle membrane. The record is from RefSeq and is a predicted model, not a curated record. Lineage: Eukaryota; Metazoa; Chordata; Actinopteri; Pleuronectiformes; Pleuronectidae. The transcript has 10 exons. The coding region runs from base 24 to 1142 and encodes 372 amino acids. Gene Ontology annotation, molecular function: phosphatidylinositol binding; protein binding.
AGGAAGAGAGAGGAGAAGACAAGAUGAGUAACCCCAUCCCGUCCAACCUGAAGUCCGAGGCCAAGAAAGCUGCCAAGAUCCUGACGGACUUCACAGAAAUCUCCAGCAGGAACGGACCCGACAAGCUCAUCCCCCCUCAUGUGAUCGCGAAGGCCGAGGGUCUGGCCAUCAUCUCCGUCAUCAAGGCCGGCUUCAUGAUCACCGCCAGAGGAGGAAGUGGCAUCGUCAUCGCCAGACUGGCCGACAGACGUUGGUCGGCGCCUUCGGCCAUCGGCAUCGCCGGACUGGGAGGCGGCUUCGAGAUCGGAGUGGAGGUGUCGGACCUGGUCAUCAUCCUGAACCAGCGCCGGGCCAUUGAGGCGUUCACAAAGGGCGGGAACCUGACGCUGGGCGGGAACUGCACCGUUGCCGUGGGACCGAUGGGCAGGAACGUGGAGGCAGAUGUUCUGCUGAGGAGCACUGCAGCUGUGUUCACCUACUGCCGCUCCAGAGGUCUGUUCGCUGGGAUCUCGUUGGAGGGAUCGUACCUGAUCGAACGCAAAGAGACCAACCGCAAGUUUUACGGCCAGGAUAUCCGUGCGUCGGCCAUUUUGAACGGCGAUGUGGAGCCUCCCCCGGUUUGCUCCUCCCUCUAUCACAUCCUGGACGCCUACGCCGACGCCUACACCACCGAGUGGACCAGCAAGAACAUGCGCUCCACGUCGUCUGUCACUCCAUCCAGACCUCAAGCUCCGCCUAAACAGAAACCUCCAGCAAACUACCAGCCACCAGCAAACUACCAACCACCAGCAAACUACCAACAACCAGCAGCGAACAACUACCAGCCAGCGCCUGGCUACCAGCCGCCAGCCGCGGCCGGCUCAGGUCCACGGUCAGGAACAGGAAAUAAGAAUGCCCUCUACCCGAGCGUCUCCGUCUAUAAGUCGAACACCUCAGGGGGCGCACCACCUGCGGGUGCACCCAGCGGACAGCUGGUUGUCACGGCGACCCACACGUAUGCUGGGCAGCAGCCCGGCGACCUGAGCUUCGUCCCCGGCGACCGGAUCACCGUCAUCACCAAGACAGAGAACCAGUACGACUGGUGGGAGGGGCAACUGGAUGGGCGUGUCGGCAUCUUCCCUGCGAACUUCGUCACGUACUGAUCCGCCCCUGGUGGUGUGUGGAGGUACUGCAGCUAAUACCACACUCUACAGGAAGAAGGAGGGGUCAAGGGACAGGUUUUGAGUUUUGCUUCGUUUUAGAGCUUUAACAAUUAUUACAAGAACAUAUGCAACUUUUUUAAGAAUCAGUUGUCGAAUUGUUGUAAACAGAAUAUUUUGGUGUUUUUCACACAAACGAGUCGGGAUUAGUUCAGGAACUAAUCAGAAUAACCACGAGUCGCUGCAGCACUUUAGUUUACAGGUUAGUGAUUUACAAAGAAUUCCAUAGAAAUGUUUCUGAAUGUAAACAUGUACAUUUAUUAUCAAUGAGUCAUUAUUUUUUUUACAUAUAUUCAUGAGCUGUGUGAACACCUGAAGACAAACUCCUGCUGCUUCCUCUUCCACUAAAUGUUGCUCAAUGUUCUAUACACUUUGAAUUAACACAUUAAAAACAGUUCUCAUAAGAAAGUGAUGUUUCAGAAGAAUAAAGUGAGAUCACAUGUUCCUCGUCAAACAGAUUUUAAAAAAUGAACAGAGCAGUUCAAUUAAACAUCAGCUGAAUCAAAUCAUUGCAUUUCCAAAGAUUUGAUCCAAAGAUCUUUCACUCGUUGCCUUUAUCUGAGGAUUCUGCAGCAGAACCCACUUCCUGUCCUGUCCCUUCAAAAUACAAGCAAGAAAAACAACCAAAAACCUCUUUUACAUUUGGUACCAAAAUAAAAGCACUUUUCAAACUAAAAUAAGAUGGAUUUGAUUUAGAAAGUCGUUUUAUUUGUUUUUUCAUUUUGUUAUCUAUAAAAGUAUUAAAAUCUUCUGUGGUCUGUUACUGUCUCCACCUUUAAAAUGUCUCCAAAGCACAAAACGGGACGUGGGGGGUGUAGGUUCUUUAUCUCCUGUGGUUGUGGUCAAUAUAUAAUUCAGCAGGAUUAUCACUUUAUCUAGAUUAACAUAAUAAUGAAGUUUGUGGGAUUGUUUUUACAUAUCAGAGGCUGUUUGAAGAUUAUAAAUAAAUCUAAUUUGGAAAAAUGUAAUUUGCAUUAAUUCAUAUUUCUGUCCAGUUCAAACUUAUAAAAAUGUGUAAAAUAAUUUGCAAAUAAAAUAUCUU